Messenger RNA from Spinacia oleracea (spinach), 2366 nucleotides. Its product is annotated as ankyrin repeat-containing protein ITN1-like. The coding region runs from base 170 to 2212 and encodes 680 amino acids. Lineage: Eukaryota; Viridiplantae; Streptophyta; Magnoliopsida; Caryophyllales; Amaranthaceae. Gene Ontology annotation, molecular function: protein binding. The record is from RefSeq and is a predicted model, not a curated record. Gene Ontology annotation, cellular component: membrane. The transcript has 5 exons.
AUCAAAAGUAUUGGGUUCAUCAAAUAAUCAUUCUUACAUUAUUAUGUAUACUCCCUCCGCCUUCUAUUAUUUGAAAUAAAGAAAGAAGGAUGAUCGAGUAUUCAAUUGGGUGAGUGUGGGGUCUAACUUUAAGUAAGUUGAGUCUACCGCAGAAAUACAAAAUAGGGUCAUGGCGGUUGAUGAUCUACAAACACAACUAUACCGCGCUCUUUGCAGAAAUAACAACGACGAUGUGAUUGAGCUUUGCAGUAAGACAACAGAAGGUCCGUUACACUAUUGUACCAUAAACAAUUCAACCGUGUUACAUUUAGCAUGUUACUCAAAAAAAUAUGAUUUAGCAAAUAAACUUUUUGAUGAUUUGCCUGAGAGUUUAAUCAGCAUAUUACCUGAGAGACUGAAUGCUUGGGGAGACACCAUACUACACGACGCAUCGACCUCGAAUAAAGGAAUUGAACUCGUGAAAAAGCUGGUGCAGAAAGUACCUGAAUUGCUGCAGGCGCGUAACAAAUUAGGCGAGUCUUCUGUGUUCAGGGCUACUCGUUAUGGAAGGAGGAUAACCUUUGAGUUUCUUGCAGAGGAGGUGAAUAAAUUCUGUGAGUUACACAAAGAGUUUGACCACCUCUACUUCUUUCAGAGAGAUGACUGCACUACCAUUCUUCAUAUGGCUAUCCUUACAAGAAAUUUUAAUAUGGCGCUUAUGAUAGCAAAGAAAUAUCCCUAUCUUUGUGGUAUACGAGCUCAAAAUAAGAGGACUGCUCUGCAAAUACUUGCAUGUACUCCAGCAGCAUUCAAAAGUGGAACAGAAUUUGGGCUCAUAAAGGAACUUGUUUACUCAUUGGUUGAUGAUCAAGGUACUAUUGAAGCAGUGAGUGUAGUUGAGAAAAUCGUUACAUUCAUUCUAGGCAUCGGGUGCUGGAUAAUACCCAUGGUAGAAGAAAUUAGAGAGGUGAAAAAGAGCCACAAGAAUGCACUAAACCUCGCCAAGAUUUUGAUUCAAUUCGACUCUUCUUGGAAGCACACACAUGAGCCUAGUGCUGAGGUAACACCUGAUAUAAUGGGUGUUAUUCCUAUAAUUAGUGAUGAGUCUAGAGAAGAGGGUAGUACUCCUUCAAGAAUGUCACCAUUGAAGGAAGGAAUAAAGGAUGGAACGACAGCAUUAGUAGAGAGCUCCAACCGACAAGUUGAGUAUGACAUUGAAGGCGGAGAAAUUCCUAACAGAGGUGCUACUUACGACAAUGACGAAGCUCCGUUGUUGUUAGCAGCUAGGAAUGGGUGUAUUGAGAUUGUGAAAGAGAUAUUGGACAAGUUUCCUCAGGCAGUGAACUAUCUAAAUCAUAGUCAAGAGAAUGUGUUACAUGUAGCCAUCAAGAGUCGUAACUUGAAAAUUUUCCAGCUUGUUGAACAACAAGUUUCCCCUCAUAGAAGCUUAUUAGAAGGUGUUGAUAAUAAAAAUAACUCAAUCUUACACAUGGUUGGAUGCCCAAGGGAGGUUCUUCCUGGUACUAAGAUGACAAGCCCGGUGCUUCAGUUGUCUGACGACUUGCUGUUGUUGGAGCAUUUAGAAGAGAUAUGUCCAAAUUACCUGGUGAACCACCGGAAUGAUCAAAUGAUGACUGCAGAUGAACUGUUCGCCAUGAACAAUGAACAAAUUCGUAAUGAAGCCAAAGAUUGGCUAAAGCGUACUGCAGAAAACAACACAGUGGUUAUCAUUCUCAUUGCUACAGUUUCCUUUGCUGCUGCUUACACAAUACCAGGAGGUACAGAUCAAAAUACAGGGUAUCCGCUCCUAAUUGGGCUGCCUUUUUUCCUAGUCUUCACCAUAUCAGAUGUUCUUUCACUUGGUUUCGCUUUGACAGCAGUAGUCGUGUUCCUGGCUAUACUCACAUCGUCUUAUCAGCUAAAAGACUUUCGAAGAUCUCUUCCACAAAAGCUGUUGCUGGGUUUUACCCUUCUGUUCUUAUCAGUGACAAUGAUGAUGGUGGCAUUUGCAGCAACUAUUCUUCUCAUGCUAAAUAACAAAGCGCGAUGGACUAAGAUUGCACUUUAUAUUGUUGCUUUCUUUCCUAUUUGUAUCUUUGUGCUAUCUUAUAUCCCUCUUUACAUAAAACUUGCUGAAGCUGUGUAUUACUGGGUUAAGAAGAUUGGUAAGUCUCUUCCUAGGCUUGUGUGUGUUUCAAGGCGUGCACGGAAUGCUGCUUUCAGGAGAGUGUGAUUUUCAUCAGCAAGCAAUAUAGUACCUGUAAUGUUUUCUACCUUCUUAUUAGUCUCUCAUGAGUUGUAGUAAAAUAAUUAAAGAUGUUGUUAAUGUGUAUUUUUCAAAAAACAAAUCUAUUUGCAUUCCUUCGAUCUAUAUACAAAACAAUUUU